This is a messenger RNA of Melanaphis sacchari, 1026 nucleotides long. Its product is annotated as WD repeat domain-containing protein 83. The transcript is spliced from 6 exons. Gene Ontology annotation, cellular component: catalytic step 2 spliceosome. Bases 116 to 1012 code for a protein of 298 amino acids. Gene Ontology annotation, biological process: mRNA splicing, via spliceosome. The record is from RefSeq and is a predicted model, not a curated record. Gene Ontology annotation, molecular function: protein binding. NCBI's taxonomy places the organism in Eukaryota, Metazoa, Arthropoda, Insecta, Hemiptera, Aphididae.
UCAGUUGUGUAAAUUGCGUUUACUAAAUAUGAAUUUGAAUAUUUGAUCGGCUGUUAAAGUUUCUGUUUAAUUUUCAUUUAUUCGUUUUAAUUUAGUAAUUUUAAUGACUUAAAAAAUGAAUUUGAAGUGUGUAUCAAAUAUAAAAUGUGAUCAAGGAGCAAUACGCUCCGUGAGGUUUAAUGUGGAUGGUGAAUAUUGCCUUACGUGUGGAAGUGAUAAGAAAAUAAAGCUCUGGAAUCCAUUUAAGGAGUUGUGUUUAAAAACAUAUGCUGGUCAUGGAGACUGUGUAAUGGAUGUAUGUGGUUCGUGCGAUAGCAGUGAGUUGGUAUCAUGCGGAGCUGACAAAUCAGUUGUAUUAUGGGAUGUAUCAGAUGGAAGAGUAAAACGCAGAUUGCGGCAGCAUGCUGCAACAGUGAAUUGUGUUCAAUAUAAUGAAGAUUCUUCAGUUGUGGUGUCAGGAUCAAAUGACAACACUGUUUGUUGUUGGGAUACUAGAAGUCGUAAUAACAGCCCAAUACAAGUUUUAAAAGAAGCCAAAGACAGUAUAACUAAAGUUUUAGUAAUAGGCCACCAAAUUUUAACUGGUUCAUUGGAUUGCUUUUUAAGAACUUACGAUAUAAGAAUGGGAAAUUUGGAUGCUGAUUUUAUUGGGACGCCGAUAUCAUGUAUUAGUUCAACACAAGACAAUAUGUGCACUUUAGUAAGCUGUACAGACAGUACAUUGAAAUUAAUGGACAAACAAAAGGGUGAAUUAUUGAAUGAGUAUACAGGCCAUACAGUUGGUGAUUAUUUUAUUGAAAAUUGUGUAUUUCAUAAUGAUAGCGUAAUAAUUAGUGGAUCAACCUGUGGACAUCUGUGGUGUUGGGAUUUUGUCAGUGCUAAACUUAUAGAGAAGUUAAAACCUAAUAACAAUGUUUCAUACACACAAUCCAUCAACUCAAUUAGUGCACACCCCAGUAAAAAAACACUAGUAGCAUCAUGCGGGCCUUGUAUUAGUCUCUGGUCUGAAUAAUUAAUAUUUAAUUU